Molecule: messenger RNA, 2728 nt
Organism: Oncorhynchus masou masou (cherry salmon)
Lineage: Eukaryota; Metazoa; Chordata; Actinopteri; Salmoniformes; Salmonidae
Product: beta-1,3-galactosyltransferase 9-like
Exons: 1
Coding region: 75-1181 (368 amino acids)
Cellular component (GO): Golgi membrane
Molecular function (GO): N-acetyl-beta-D-glucosaminide beta-(1,3)-galactosyltransferase activity
Source: RefSeq, a predicted model, not a curated record
AGAGAAGACCAGAGGAUAAAGAGAGAGAGAAGGGGUGAGUUUUUGAGCUGCAGUGUGGAAGUUGCAGGGAGGUCAUGGUGUGGCAGGGGCUGUGGGUGUUUAAGCCCCGCUUUGGGAAGCGUGGGGGCCGGUUCGGAGUGUUGCCUGCUCUCUGUGUGCUGAUAGUCAGUGCUGCCCUGCUAGCUCUACUCUUCAUUGACUCCAUUGAGUCAUGGGCCACAUACAUGAAUAUGAACACAAUGGUAGAGGCACAGGGGGGGAUCAUACCCCCUCGGAGUGUCCCCUCAACCAGACCCGAGGAGUACCUCCUUAUGCCCAGCCCUCAUGUCUGCCAGCAUGCCAAGCCCUACCUCAUCAUCAUGGUGACCUCCGCCCCAGCCAAUCAGAGGGCCCGCCAGGCCAUCCGGGACACGUGGGGUGGGGAGGUGGAGGUCAGGGGUCAUAGGGUCAUGACCUUGUUCAUGCUCGGGGUGGCCUCUGACCCCGGGCUAGCCAAACUGCUGAUAGAUGAGUCCUGGGAAAGAGGGGACCUGAUUCAAGGGCGUUUCUGGGAGUCCUACUCCAACCUGACCCUGAAGACGCUAUCGAUGCUGAGCUGGGCCCAACGCUUCUGCCCCCAGGCCCACUUCCUGGCCAAGGUGGACGAUGACGUCCUGUUCAACCCUGGCGCCCUUCUGCUCUACCUGAACAGCACCUACGAGCACGGGGACCUGUACCUGGGCAGGCUCCACCAAAACGUGGCUCCAGACCGAGACCCAGGCAGUAAGCACUACCUCCCUAGAGGGGCGUACCCUGCCUCUGUCUUCCCCGACUACUGCAGCGGCACUGCCUACAUCCUGUCCCGCUCCGCCUUGCUCAAGAUCUCCCUGAUGGCCGCUGCCUCGCCUCCGUCCACUCCUCUGCCCCCCGAGGACAUGUUUGUGGGACUGUGUGCCCGUGAGGCUGGAAUGCUGCCCUCCCACUGCCCACUGUUCUCUGGUGGGCCUGUGGUGCCCUACGGGCGCUGCUGCUACCAGGCCAUGGUGUCCAUCCAUCACAUCUCCCCCAGCGAGAUGCUCCGGUUCUGGGCUGACGUCCACUCCCCUCCCUCCUGCUCCUGGUUGGGUAUGCGUGCCUCCCUGGGGGUCUGUAAAGUCCGGGCCAUGCUGGGGACCUUUCUGGGGGUGGAGCAGGGGCUAUGAGAGUGUUAUUGCCAUUGUGGAUAGAAAAUACUAUUGCGUUAUGGGGGGCUGUUUGUCUGCCACUAUUUCAAUACUGUGAAUAGCACAAGCGGCAGGCACUCUAUUUCAUUAGCUAUGAUGAGGAAUCACUGUGCAGUGUGAAAAUGUACUUUUAUUUUUAUAGACUUUUAGGAACACUUUAAAUGUAUUUUAUGGUGAUGAUUAUUACGCUAGCAUUUUGUAAAAGCUGAAGCUUUAUGAAUCCGUUGAUUUAUUAGUGUGAAUAUAUUUUUAAGACUGUUAAGACACACAGACAUAGAUAUAUAGAUAUGAAAAUAUUACUGACCAGGAAACAUAACAUACAGGAUAUCCUAAUGUCAGUGUUUCACCUAUAUUAAUUUCGCAGUGUUUGAUAUUUCCUUUACAUUGUACUAUCCAGUACAACAAUGAAAACAUUUAAAAAUCAAAUGUAAAUGCUUAAAUGACAAAUAAUUUCUCACGUUUGUCAUUUCAUUUGCUUGUUGUGAUAGCAUGAAUUGUGACAAAUUACAUCAAUUGGCAAUUGACAAUGCUUUUCCAUACUCCCUCCAGCAUGUGGCAUUUUUUCAUUGUUUCAACAAGCAAGGAGUAUUUCUAUGGAGGUCAAUGAGAGGGUGUCGAAUUUGGUUAACAAAAAAAUUUAUGGAUUAUUUGCUGCAUGAGGUUUAUUUGAUCGAAUAGAAGUUUCGUAAUGAUUAUGUUGCUACGUGUCUACUGAUAUGAGUAGGACACAUGACAUCCCGGCAACUUUGAGAAAAAAACAUGUUAAAUCGGAGUUGUCUCUAGAUGGCUAUGCAUAUUCAUGGCAUGAGGUUAGUACCCUAACCUCUCUCCACUGAAUAUUGGCGGUUGCGGGCGGUUGUCAACAUCCCUCAUCGGAUAUUCAAAAAAGGAUUACAAUAAUGAGCUGUAUCCACCAAUCCAAAGAAAGGAUAGGCGGGAGCUAGACAGCCCGCCAUGCAGCUUUGUGGGCAACAACUCCCAUUGUUAGGGUGGAAAGACGUGUAUCUUUUCAGUAUACGGUAUCUAUAAUAUUUGGUAUUGCUAGCAUGCCCAGGCAACCUCUUCCGCCUCACAUUACCAAAACACCGCCAACUGUGUUUGAUUGACAGGUCUAACACAUUGAAAAGGCAAAGGAGCAAAGAGGAAACUAUAUAACAUUUGAAUUUUGACAGUCUUAACCAGUUGGAUAUAGAGAGCGCUAUUUUAAUUUUUGGAUGAAAAACGUUCCCGUUUUAAACAAGAUAUUUUGUCACGAAAAGAUGCUCGACUAUGCAUAUAAUUGACAGCUUUGGAUUGAAAACACGUUUCCAAAACUGCUAAGAUAUUGUCUGUGAGUGCCACAGAACUGAUGUUACAGAAGAAAAAAAACAGAUAAAAAUCCAAUCAGGAAGUGCCACAUUUUUUGAAACCGCCUCAUGGCAAUGACUCCUUAUAUGGCUGUGGAGGAGAUAGUAGUCAGCUUACGUUUUCCACGUUUUCCCCAAGGUGUCUGCAGCAUUGUGACGUAUUUGUAGGCAUAUCAUUGG